Molecule: messenger RNA, 1464 nt
Organism: Aspergillus puulaauensis
Lineage: Eukaryota; Fungi; Ascomycota; Eurotiomycetes; Eurotiales; Aspergillaceae
Gene: CDC37
Product: Hsp90 co-chaperone CDC37
Exons: 2
Coding region: 1-1464 (487 amino acids)
Biological process (GO): protein stabilization; protein folding
Cellular component (GO): cytoplasm
Molecular function (GO): protein kinase binding; protein-folding chaperone binding; heat shock protein binding
Source: RefSeq, a predicted model, not a curated record
AUGGUGUUGGACUACAGCAAGUGGGAUGCUCUCGAGCUUUCGGACGACUCGGAUAUCGAGGUGCAUCCAAAUGUCGACAAACGUUCUUUCAUCCGAGCCAAACAGGCCCAGAUUCAUCAGCAACGAGAGCAACGGCGUCACGACAUCCAAACUCUGAAAUAUGAGCGUAUUAUCAACGAUGGCCUCCUUUCGCGAAUCGAGAAGCUCCUCUCAUCAUUUAAAGAGAAAGAUGGGCCCUCAUCCGAUCCCGAAGAAGUCAUCUUUUCAACGCUCAUGGAAUUAGCAAGCAAUCCCGCAGAUGACCAGCCGCCCUCAGCCCCAGAGGGCGUUCAUACGCAGGAAAAGGAGCAACCGAAAUAUUCUCAGAUGAUGAGUGCGUUGGUGGAUCAAGUCAAGAAAGAAAUUGAAGAAUCAAAUUCCGACAAUUCACUCCAAGCAUAUGUCAAGGGUGUGCAGGGGCAUAAGGACAAGGUUCAGGGUUUACAAAAAGAACUGCUCGCAAAGCUUGCGGAGCUUGAGAAGGAAGAGGGCAGCAAAAUUACAAGUGCAUCUAUCCAUACAGGCUUCGACACUUCGCACGUAGCCAGGCCCAAGGACGCAACGCCGACGGCAGAAAAAACAAGUUCAGUUGAGUUGCUGAACCCGAAUGCGACACCAGGAGCUUCAGACCAAGAUGGCAAUGACGACGAAGCUGUUGAUGAUCCGGAUAAUAUACAAGCCAGCGAGAUGGCCAAGGAGUUUGCGAAAAUCGAUCGGAAUGACUACCGUGCUCUGCACCGAUACAUAACUGAUCACCCGAAAAUCGUUGCAGAGAAAGAGACGGACGGUUUACUGGUUGAAGCGUUUAAUAGUCAAAUGGAAGGAAAGGAGGAUUAUGCCCGACAAUGUGUGCACCAAGGCCUGUUAUUGCAGUAUUGCCGCUCACUUGGCCCCGAUGGAAUCUCACUUUUCUUCAAACGUAUCACAACAAGAGAGCACCAAGCAGGCACUCUGUUCCGGAAUGAUGUCAAUGAAACGUACAACAAGAUCAAAACUCGCGCUGCUGAACUAGCAAAGGAUAGUUCUGCAUCUAGCGACCCCGCUGGUGUAGAGCAAAUCCAACUCCAUGCUGUUGACCCGAACACCAAGAUCACCAUAAACAUUCCUAAGAGCGAAAGCAGCGAGCCCAUCGAGAUCGAAGCGCGAAAAAUAUUCGACUCUUUCUCUAAGGAUCUGCAAAAGGCAUUAGCAUCCGAAUCAUUGGACGAGGUCAACAAGGUUCUCGGGAAGAUGAGUGUCGAGGAGGCCGAAGACGUGGUUGAAAAACUAGGGGAAAGCGGUAUGCUCAGUCUAGAGGAGGGUAUUGUCGAUGCUACCACGGAGGAAGGCCGGAAGAAACUCGAAGAGAUUGAGGCGGAGGGCAAGCGAGAGAAGGAGGCGGAGGAGGUCGGGGAGCCCGGGGGCGAUGUAACUGAAUUGGAUUGA